AUGAAGACUUUCGCCCCGGCUCUGGCCGUCCUAGGGGCCUUCUGCGAUCUCGCUUCGGCGCACUACCGCUUCACGAGCCUCGUCGUCGGCGGCCGCAACACGGGCGAAUACGUCCACGUCCGGAAGAACACGAACCACAACAGCCCCGUCACCGACGUCCUGAGCAGGGAUAUCGUCUGCAACGCCGGCGGCCUCUCGUCGGGCCCCGGAACGCAGAUCGCCACUGUCGCCGCCGGAUCGACUGUAUGA
Molecule: messenger RNA, 249 nt
Organism: Colletotrichum higginsianum IMI 349063
Lineage: Eukaryota; Fungi; Ascomycota; Sordariomycetes; Glomerellales; Glomerellaceae
Product: Cellulose-growth-specific protein
Exons: 2
Coding region: 1-249 (82 amino acids)
Source: RefSeq, a predicted model, not a curated record